GGAGUCUUGAUUGGAGUGGGUCAUUCAGUACAAGAAAGGCUGACGCAACUCACAGGAUCAAAUCUUGUCUGGAAGGUCUCCACCAGAAGACAAAGCGAAGAAUUGUCUGUAUGUGUGUGUGUUCUUUGUAAAGCGCUCACUGAUGACCAGAUCUGCCAACAUACAGAAAGGUAUUACCAGUUGAGAUCGAAAGCAAGGGAAGGAAUUGAGAAACCAUAUUGAGAGUGUCCAAGGUUUCUGGAUUAAGCAGACAGAGAAUUUCAUUACAACCACAGCAAGAGAGAGACAGAGGGCAGUAGUGACUGAACAGACUUGAACAGACAGAAAUCCAUGAACAGCGUAUUGUAAAAGCUCGGAACAAUCAUAUAGACCAUGGUUGACAAAAGCUCAGAAGCCAUGCUGAAUGGUGCUAUUCCAGGUGAGAUGGUGAAGAAAGAUGAAAACUUGAAGCGUGGGAACUGGUCAAAUCAGAUAGAAUUCAUCCUGACUAGUGUUGGCUAUGCUGUAGGCCUUGGAAAUGUCUGGAGGUUCCCUUAUCUGUGCUACCGAAAUGGUGGAGGUGCAUUUAUGUUUCCCUAUAUCAUCAUGCUGGUCUUCUGCGGUAUUCCUCUUUUUUUUCUGGAACUUUCCUUUGGGCAGUUCACCAGCCAAGGCUGCCUUGGUGUAUGGAGGGUUAACCCUAUGUUCAAAGGAGUGGGGUAUGGGAUGAUGGUGGUUUCUACAUACAUUGGAAUCUACUACAAUGUGGUCAUCUCCAUCGCCUUCUACUACUUCUUCUCCUCCAUGACUACACUCUUGCCUUGGUCAUACUGCACUAACCAUUGGAAUAAGGAGGAUUGCAGUAGCAUGCUGAACCCCAACAGAACUGCCAACAUCAGUGAUCUGUCACGUAACAUCUCAACAUUGCUGAACCAAACUGCAAAGCGGACCAGUCCUAGUGAGGAGUACUGGAACUACUAUGUGCUGAGGAUAUCCAACGGCAUUGGUAAUUUUGGGGAGAUUCGCCUGCCUUUGCUGGGCUGCCUAGUUGUAGCCUGGGUUGUGGUCUUCCUCUGCCUCAUUAAAGGAGUCAAGUCUUCAGGAAAAGUGGUGUACUUCACAGCAACAUUCCCAUAUGUUGUGCUGACAAUUCUGUUUAUUCGUGGAAUUACUUUGGAUGGUGCUGUCAAUGGCAUAAAGUACUAUCUCACGCCUCAGUGGGACAAGAUCUUAGAUGCAAAGGUCUGGGGUGAUGCGGCUUCCCAAAUUUUCUACUCCCUCGGAUGUGCCUGGGGUGGCCUGAUAACCAUGGCCUCAUACAACAAGUUCCACAAUAAUUGCUACAGGGACAGUAUUAUUAUCAGUAUUACCAACUGCGCGACCAGUAUUUACGCUGGGUUUGUCAUCUUCUCCAUUCUUGGAUUCAUGGCUGCACAUCUGGGGGUCAAUGUGUCGGAAGUAGCAGAUCAUGGUCCUGGACUGGCCUUUGUGGCCUACCCAGAAGCCCUGACGUUGCUGCCGAUCUCACCCUUCUGGUCCCUUCUCUUCUUCUUCAUGUUGAUUCUGCUGGGAUUGGGUACUCAGUUUUGUCUGUUGGAAACAUUGGUCACUGCAGUUGUUGAUGAGAUUGGCAGUGAUUGGAUUCGUAGGAAAAAAUCCUAUGUGACGCUGGCAGUUGCCAUUAUUGGCUUUCUUCUGGGAAUCCCACUAACUACCCAAGCUGGCAUUUACUGGCUCCUCCUCAUGGAUAACUAUGCAGCCAGUUUUUCACUGGUUGUGAUUUCCUGUAUUAUGUGUAUCGCCAUAAUGUAUAUCUAUGGACAUCAUAACUAUUUCAAGGAUGUUCAGAUGAUGCUUGGCUUUCCACCUCCAAUCUUCUUUCAAGUCUGUUGGCGUUUUGUGUCACCCAGCAUUAUAUUUUUCAUACUGAUCUUCACUGUGGUCCAGUAUAAACCCAUCAGUUACAAUGACUACAUCUACCCAUCCUGGGCUAUCAUUCUUGGUUUCUUGAUGGCUUUGUCCUCAGUAAUCUGUAUACCCAUUUAUGCCAUCUGGAAGAUAUGUGUGUCCGAAGGAUCCACAUUUUGGGAGCGUGUGAAGAAUGCAAAUAAACCAAGCAAGGACUGGGGACCAACUUUAUUAGAGCACCGCACUGAUCGAUACGCAACAGUUGGCAGCUCAUCGUAUGAGUUCAGUCUGGAAAUUCAACAACUGAAUCCAGAUAAAGAGCGAGAGAAGGAGCAAAUACCAAUAGAAAAUAUAGAACACAACCUCACCAUACAGGGCAGCAAUGGUUCUGCCAGAACGCAGGAGCUUAAUGUGUAGUCAAAGUCCUUUUAAAUCAAAGAAGACAAUUAAUUGGGGUUAGGAGGGUGGGUUUGGGAAAUAGAGCCUUUCCUUAUGCCGAAAGGUUCAUUCCCUUUAAUUUCUUAUCUGAUCUAUGGAAUUUGACAAGUAGUCAACACAACUUAAUUGAUUUUUUCAGGUAUGUGUGUUUUUCUUUCUCUUUUCAUUUUUUAUAGUUAUCGAUAGAAUCUCAUAACUUAAUAUUUAAACCUGAUUUUUUUUUCAGAAAUUGGUUAUGUUUGUUGUCAUUUUGUGGAAUGUAGUACUUUAUAUACACACUGUUUGCCUGUUAGUACAACUUAUAGCUGAUCAAAAUGUUUCCCAGUCUCAAUAUAGUUUUUCUUUCUCUCUGGGUCUCAUUUCUUUUGAACAUCUGUUUGUGCUUGUCUACUCCACACCAUAGCACUGUGUUUUAUCAACAUCAGAAUAGUUAUUAAGUAACACAAAAGAACAAUCUGAGGAAGAAGCUGAAGGUAAUGCCCAUCUUAUUGUGACAGCACAUUUUCAAAGUAACCUACUGUUUACCAAGCCAAAACUAUAUCAGAGAUCCGAAUUACACUGUUCACUGUAUUUGGUAGCUUUGUAAUUUUAUUGGCUCUGUUUCUAAUGUUUUGAUAUCUAUAUAUUAUUUUAUAUAUGUGUUAAUUGGAACAAACUUUUCCCCCGUAGUAAGCAGUUUCCAGGAAAGCUUUUCAGAAAACACAGAAAGAAGUUAUAGUGCAUAUAUUUAAGUUAAUUUUACUGAAGCUCUAAACCAGUUGUACAGCUGCAGCUAUUGGAUACAAGUAGAUCAUUAGAUGUUUUUAUCCAUCCACAAAAAGUGAUCUGUCAUUGAAAUAUCUUUUCUUGUUUGUUAUGAUGAUUUGUCUAUCAGUAUCUCACUCAGAUGCACUCUUCAUUAUCAGCACUGCUGCAGAAGAGAGUCAGCAUGAGUAAACCAACGGUACAGUGUGCAUGUCCAACACAGUAUCAGACAUGCAUGAAUACAUAGGAAAAUUUGAACAUAUUAUUGAUGUGUCAAAUGCUCAUCUUUCAAAAUUUAUCGGUACAAUUUUAAGAUAUACUUUAACCUAUUGUUUAUCUGAUACAUAGUGGGAAUUAACCAAUUCAGAACAGUUGUUAUCAAAAAGUUGCAUAGGUUUUUAAGAGAUUGUGAUGUGUUCACGAAAGUUGUAGACAUUAGACAUUAAACAUUGGCCCGAUCUGAGGGGCUACCAGCUGACUAUUCCCCCAAGACUAAGCCAAUCAUUUAAUUGUUAGACAGUACUUCUAUCAUGCGCAGAGGACACUGAGAUUCUGGAGCUGGGUUAUUGGGUGGCAGUAGCUGUUUAACAGACUGUAUCCAAUUCUUUUUUUGAAAGAUUAGUUUUAGAAUUAAAGGGCCAAUUAGGUAUUGGAGGCUGCAAUACAGGAAAUCCUAGCAGAUAUAAGAACCUGAUACAAAGUUGAGAACCAUCCAAAUAUAGCAACUUUUCAAUUAUUUUCUCACCUUGAUUCCCUGACAUAUCUUUUUAAACCAGGUGCUAAGAGUGUCUGAAGCAUUGGUGCACUGCUUCUGUUGCCUUAUGAGUCUUGAACAAAGUUGGACUUGUGCGAGUAAGCAAAAUUACAAAUUCAGCACAAACCUUGACCCACUUGUUGGAUUGGAAGAAGUAGAGAAAAGAAGAAAUUUCUUUGAGCAGCAAAGUACUUUUUUAACAUAAUAGGACUGGUUGAAUAUCUGAGGCAGCCCCCUUUUGACACCCAUCAUGCCUGUCGAAAUAAGGCAGGAGUAAACUUGAAUAUGUAAACCGAGGUCUUUGCCUGUUACAGGAUCUCCAAAUGCUGUUUUCAUGGGCUCAUGGUGAAAUUUGUGCCAUUUUAGGCUUGGAGUUAAAAUGUGCACCUAAAAUUUUAAAAUAAUCUGACAAAAAAGGGAGAAGAUGUUCAUAAGUCUGCAGUGCUUAGUGUAAGGAGAGAUAGAACAGCACAAGCAGGUGACUUAUCCCUUUGCUGCUUUGGUACCUGUAUUGUCCCACAAACCAAGUUGUAACAGAAUGGGUCACCUUAUUUUCUUGAAGCCAAAGCUGGCUGGUUGAAACUGAUGUACAGUUGCAUUGAUGUAUCAAGUUAUGUGUUAAGUGCUUAAAUUGUACAGUGUGCAUUCCAGUCUGAACCUAACAAACCCAUAAUGGGUUUCUGCCAAGAGAUGCCGUGCUUAGAUCCAAAUUUUGAUCAGAUUGGGAAUUUCCAUACAAUGGAAAGAGACAAAAAUGUUCCAUUCGAUUUCAGUUUCUGGAACAGAAUUAUGUUUAUAUCGGAAUGCUUGCAUGAUGGGAAUGGUCAUGAUGGGAUUCUGUGCUUGGCUGUGAUACACAUUUAUGUAGAUUCCAUUGCAUUUGCUUGAUAAUGUGAAAUCUUGAUUACAUGGAAGUAUGUAAUAUAACAAAAUAGGUAUUGCCAUUAUGAAGUUGAAAAUUUAAUUGCCUCUCUCUUAAUUCUCCUUUCUAUCCCUUUCCCUUUUUCAUUCUGUCCUAAAGUUGCUCUUUUAUCAUCUAAACUUAUUCUUCUUUUCAAUACGGAGUUUAAUCUAGUCCAAAUAAUUGAGAUAUCAGCCAAUUAAUAUUGUGAAUUUUAUUAACUGCAUUUGAAGAUAUUUGUAGUCUAAGAGUCAGAGAAUCUGGGUUCAGGUCCUGCUCCAGAGACUUAAGCAGAAAAUCUAGGCUAAUGUUCCACUGUAGCACUGAAGUCAUGCUACAUUGUUGGAUGUACUGUCUUUUGAAUAAGACGUUAAACUAAGGCCCAUCCUCCCGUAUGAUGGGUGUAAAAAAAUCCCAUGGCACUACUUUGGUCAAGUGUUCAUUCAGGCCAUCAUUGUACUUCAAAAGUACUUUGUUGGUUGUAAAGUGCUUUGUGACAGCCUGAGGCCAUGAACAGCACGUAUAUAUGCAAGUCACUCUUUUUUGAUCUAGAGGAGACCCGAACAGUGUGCAAUUAAUCUCUCACCUUUCAAGCCAUUAUAAUAUAGUUUGUUUUGCCUACAGGCUAUACAACAUAUUCAAUCACAUUUAUAAUCUAAUGGGAAAUAGUUUACAAGUUACAACCAAAACAAUUAAUUUAUGUGUUCAAUUAUACCCCUGAGUUGCAUAUACUGGCUCUUAAUUCAUGUUGAGAAAACAGUAGGUAAACUUUGCUGACUUCCUUUAGCAAAUAGUAGGGACAAGUAUUUUCUCACAUAGUUGAGUUAAUUGCACUUUGUAUUUCAGUCUAAAGGUAAUCAAGGUGAAUUAAGUGUAUACAGUUUCCAGCUCAAUGACUCUAAACUAUUAUAACAUUGAUAUAUUGUUAAUUAAUUCGCAUUAACAUUCAUUGAUAAAUUUCAUUCUAGCUUAAAAAAUGUUUUUCUUUAUUUGUCAGGUAACUAAGCAAAACAUGUGGGAUGAUUAAGGUUAAUUCAAUAAAAUUUUGUUUGCAUAAGGGAGUAUUUAGUAACUAGUGGCUCAGUGAAAUUUGACAGAUAUGUCAGUUGAAGGUUUGCUUAAUUUCUGCAGCAGUGAAAGUAAUUGCCAACCAAGUAAGUUUUUUCACCAGUGCCAAUGCUGCUUCAUUCAACAGAGACUGGAGACAUUGAAACUUAGAUUUUCGAAUCUGUGUUAUUUCAAAGCCAGCAGUAAACAUUCUAAAAUUAAAUAAGUGUAUUUUAUUGGGUUUUCACUUGUAUUAUAACAACACUGAGCAGAAAAUUCAGUUUAUGUCUCCUGUUACUACAUAAUGUUGAAAACCUUUACAAUAGUUUUUGCACAUACAUCUACAGCAACAUCUUUUUCUGGAUGAUUUUUACGCUGUUGCAGACCUUGAACAGUACAGCAACACCUUGAACCGAAUCACAGUAACACCACGUGACUUUUCUCAUGACAUACAGCAGAGUAAAAUAAAGGGUCACACCAAUAUUAUACCACCUCCAUAUUUUACAGCAUUCUGACAUGUCUUGAUUUGGUGAGAGGGUUUGGGGGUGGUGAAGGUUAGGUAACAAUGCUCACUCUUCAGUGAAGCUCACUCAAGCACACACCUUUAUAGUAAAAGCAAUGAUCUGGAUUGAACCAUAUUUCUGGUUCACCAAAUGUUUUCAUUAUUCUCAGUUCAGUUUGUUUUCUGUGCAUGCAUUUCCUCUAUCUCUUUCUCACAAUUACCAAGCCUUUCAACCUUUUACCUAUUUAUAGCUGUAAAUAUGUAGAUUUGUAAUCUAUCAAGUGUUCCAUCGCACCUAGCAAUCGUCCUUUCUUUCACCUUUUCCGAAUAGCAUUCACUCAGUAAAGGUAAUUGGAAAGACAUUUGUAAUCUGUGCUUCCUUCCUACCUCUGCCUUUUAUCUAUAUAAAAUACUCAUGCUGUAUUUAAUGUAUGAUUUAAGUUGAGCACCGCCUUGCUUUCCUGAUUAGAUGUAUGUGCCAGAAAACAAAGGAAGUUUUUACUUUCCAAUGUGCCAAUAGCUCAAAAUGAGAACUAUAAUUGUGUACACAGUAUUUUCUUGAUAGUGUAUAUUGUUUCAAGUGACUGUAAUCUGUAGUCUUAUAUGAACAGUUUACUUGACUCUUUCAGUGUUUAGGAGAAAAGAUAAAUAUAUAUUAAAGAAGCUA
Chiloscyllium plagiosum (whitespotted bambooshark) is the source of this 6940-nucleotide messenger RNA. RefSeq names its product solute carrier family 6 member 9 (gene slc6a9). The record is from RefSeq and is a predicted model, not a curated record. Gene Ontology annotation, biological process: amino acid import across plasma membrane; neurotransmitter transport; nitrogen compound transport. Lineage: Eukaryota; Metazoa; Chordata; Chondrichthyes; Orectolobiformes; Hemiscylliidae. Gene Ontology annotation, molecular function: amino acid:sodium symporter activity. Gene Ontology annotation, cellular component: plasma membrane.